Molecule: messenger RNA, 549 nt
Organism: Ilex paraguariensis (yerba mate)
Lineage: Eukaryota; Viridiplantae; Streptophyta; Magnoliopsida; Aquifoliales; Aquifoliaceae
Source: the annotation of a GenBank genome assembly
AUGGGAAUGGACCUGGUGGUGGGGUGGCUUGGGGCGAGUUCUACUGUUGGUUGUGGGCGUUUCCACUGUGCGUGUUGGUGGUUUGCUAGAUCGGCAAUACUGUUAGAUGUAAUUGGAGUCAGUGCUCUUAUAAUAUUCAUCACUCGUGUGGCUUUGGGUUACAAACAGACAAGGGAUAGGUAUCAACUACUGGUCAACAAAACUCUUUACGAGAAAACUGUAGCUAGUGGCUUUGGUUCAGUUCACUUUCUUUUGGAUGCUUCUGAACAACAACAAUACAAGGAAGCCAUCUUGGCAUAUGCAAUCUUACUCAAAGCGGAGGAUGGCCAGGUCACUUGCAUCAAAAGUGUUGGAGACAAGUGUGAGAGAUUUAUGUAUAAUGCGUUUAAAGAGAAGGUUGAAAUGCCCAUUGGCAAGGCUAUGGAUACACUGGCAAGGCUGGGUCUAGUGACAGGAAAGGAUGUUGCUGGGAAAAAUGGACUGCAGGCAAUUCAUUCUGCCAAGGCAUAUGAGAUUCUUAAACAGCGUUGGCAUAGCUUGCUUAGUUAA